AUGGCUCCCUCAGUUAUUGAUGACUUCACAGAGGUUUCACCUCACCAACACUCUGUCCCUGUGAAGCCUUUGCAUCACGAAGGCCCUUUGAUGCACAGAUCACUCGUACAAGAGCCAUACAUGGUUGAGUCAGCAAGUGGAAUUGAAUUGAAGUUAUCCACCGGACAAACAAUCAUUGAUGCAUGUGGAGGUGCAGCGGUCGCCCUCAUCGGCCAUGGCAAUGAGGAGGUCAUCCAGGCCAUAACAGACCAGGCUCGCAAAGUCAGCUACGUUCAUACGCAAUCAUACACCACUGCACCUGCUGAGGAGCUUGCCGAAAUCCUGUUGCAAGGCAACCCCCACGGCCUUGAGAAAGCAUUCUUUGUCGGCAGUGGCAGCGAAGCCGUUGAGUCAGCAUUGAAACUUGCGCGCCAGUAUCACUACGAGAAAGGUGACCUCGACAGAUUGCAUAUUGUCUCUAGACGUCAAUGCUAUCACGGAAACACAAUGGCCACCAUGUCUAUCUCUACCAACCUCGCUCGACGAGCUCCUUACCAUGGCUUCCUCUAUCCCAACGUCUCUCAUGUUUCGCCUGCUUUUGCCUAUCACUUCAAGGGCGAUUCCGAGAGCGAGGAGGAAUUUACCGCCAGGCUUCUGGUCGAGCUUGAAGAGGAGUUUCUACGAGUUGGGCCAAACAAGGUCGCUGCGUUUAUAGCUGAGACCGUAGUUGGCGCAACCUCCGGCUGUGUCGCUGCACCUGCUGGGUAUUUCAAGGGCGUCAGGGAACUAUGUGACAGGUAUGGAAUCAUCAUGAUUCUCGAUGAGAUCAUGUGCGGUGUUGGUCGCACCGGUACCUUUUUUGCCUUCGAGCAGGAAGGGGUCGCGCCUGAUAUUAUGACUAUUGCCAAGGGUCUCGGUGGUGGCUAUGCAGCCAUCGCUGGUGUUCUCAUCAACAGACGGGUAGUAGAUGUUCUCAGACAGGGAUCAGCUGCUUUUAACCACGGACACACAUACCAAGCUCAUCCUAUCUCGUGCGCCGCGGCACUAGCCGUUCAGAAGAUCAUCAGGCGCGAUGAUCUGGUCGAACGAUGUGCUAAGAUGGGUAUGAUUCUGGAAAGAAUGUUGAGGGAAGAGCUUGGCGACUGUAUGUCAGUUGGCGAUAUUCGAGGCCGAGGAUUGUUUUGGGGUGUUGAGUUUGUAAAAGAUCGAGUAUCGAAGACGCCAUUUGAUCCGGCAGCCAAGUUUGGACUGAUGGUCCAGCAGCUCGCCUUUGAGAAGGGCGUCGCUCUGUAUCCUGGAGGUGCAACUAUUGAUGGCGUAAUGGGAGAUCACAUUCUGCUUGCGCCACCGUUCACAGUGACGGAGUAUCAACUGCGCACCAUUUGCCGAACGCUAAGAGAGGCAGUAAUGGAGGCAGAGGGGAAAAUGACCUCAGAUUAA
This is a messenger RNA of Fusarium coffeatum, 1419 nucleotides long. RefSeq lists its product as uncharacterized. The transcript has a single exon. Lineage: Eukaryota; Fungi; Ascomycota; Sordariomycetes; Hypocreales; Nectriaceae. Gene Ontology annotation, molecular function: transaminase activity; pyridoxal phosphate binding. The record is from RefSeq and is a predicted model, not a curated record. Gene Ontology annotation, cellular component: cytosol. Bases 1 to 1419 code for a protein of 472 amino acids.